GGAAGAGAUGUUACAGUGAAAUCGUGUCUACAAGUUGUGUGGCUUCUAUCAAUUUGAGAAAUAUCAGUCUCACAGUGAAAUUGUGUCAACAAGUUCAGGAAGAUUUUUCAGUUUGAAAGAUGUAUAUGAACAAAAAACCGUACAUUGAGAUACUGGAACAACCGGCUAGUAAAGAGUUUCGAUUUCGUUAUGAGUGUGAACGACGAUUACAUGGAAGUAUACCUGGAGUACAUAGUACCUUAUUGAGGAAAACGUAUCCGAAGAUAAAGAUUAUUGGACUCGACACAGAUGCCUACGUUAUCGUUUCUUGCGUGACCAAAGAAGCACCCUACAAAGUGCAUCCUCAUCGUCUCGUGAGUAAAGAUAAAGGCUCGAAUCACGGAGUUUUUGCAACCACAGUACGACCAGACGACAACGAAAUCGAGUUAAAAAAUAUUGGCAUUCAAUGCGUCAGGAAAAGAGACGUUAAAAAAUCCCUGGAUGAGAGAAAGGAAAUCCGAGUGGAUCCAUUCCAACAGGGCUACGAUCACAGUGAGGAUCCAGCAUCAAUCGACCUCAACGUAGUGCGAUUGUGCUUUCAAGUCUUCCUCUUUGAUCGCACCACUGAAAAAUGUACCAGAAAACUCACGCCAGUCGUGUCCGACCCAAUUUAUGACAAGCAAACAGCCACUAAUCUGAAAAUAUCUAAAUUGAGUGCUAAGGUGGCUUCAACCGCCGGAGGAACAUCACUGAUUAUAUCCGGGCAUAAAGUGAUCGAAGAAGACGUCAAGAUUCGUUUUUUCGAAAUGAAAAAGGAUCAGGUCGUUUGGGCAGCCCUUAAGGAUCCACUUCCAAGGAAUAAUCACGAUGAUCAGACGACGAUUAGUGUCAUAACUCCCACCUACACUCGCAGAGAUACCGAGAGUCCAGUCCGCGUGAUGAUACAACUGACAAAGCCAUCGACUGGUGAAGCUGGCAAAGCCAUUCCCUUCAUACUUCUACCUCCAGCAUGUUUCAAAAAUGCUGGAGUGAAUGCAACAAUGGAUCUUUCCUCAAAGCGCAAGAGGCCUGUCUUCGACAGCUGUGAGUCGCUCCAGGUCUCCAAUAUCCCAUCAUGCAGCCAAUGCCCGGCUCCAAAUCAGCCAGAGUCUCCAGAUACGAAUGAUCCAGGCAGUAUUGUACCAAAACAAGAGAUAGUACUGUACAAUAUUCCCCAGGAGAGACAGUAUUUUUAUUACAAUCGGAAUUUGGAUACCGGAGGGUUUGCAAUGCAUCGUCACAAGAGACCAAAGUACUUUGAGGAUCCACUGUUUCCAAUGACUCCAAGAGCUUCACCUGAUCCAACAAUGUACCCUUCAUUGAUUGCAAAUCCCAACAUGUGUCCAAUGAUGCUCAACAAUCCAGAAUACCCCUGCCAGUGCUUCCCGCCACUGCCACCCAGUUGCAAUCAAUUUCUACCAUUCAUGUCUCAAUCCUCUCCUUGUAUGCGUCAGUAUCCAGUUUGUGGGAGCACUUUACCCAGAAUCAAGGACAGACAUCAAGUCCCUGUCCAUGAUCAACGAAAUAGGCACGCGCAACCUAAGCCCAUUUCGAGUCCUGAUUACGUCGUAAAAGUGGAUAUAAAAGAGGUUCAGCCACCCAUUAGUUUUGAUGUCAACCCCAACGAUCACCUUCAUGGGAGUGGAAAUAUAAUGGACCUCGAUUUAGAUAGAUACAUUGAUUCCCUUUCUGGUACACUCAGUGAUAUUAAGCUGAAUGGUGAAGAUAGUAUCCUGGUAAUCUGCGAUAAUGAAAAAGAUGGACAUGGGCAAGUGGAGCCCCUUUUAGACCCAAUUAUCGUGAAAUGGAGUCCACACGAGAUGAAGUCGCUCAAAGAUUAUGAUUAUAAUACGAGAAACAUACUUGACAAGAACCAAAACUUGAUGGAUUUCGAUUUUCUGUCUAAUAUCGAAAUCGAAAAGGAAAACAACUGUUCGUCUGAGGAACCCCGAGACUCUCAAGAGAAUGAAAAAAAGAGUAGUACCGAGGAGAAUCUUUCACUGGUCUGCGAUAAUACGAUAAAGGAAAUUUUGAAAAUUUCGAAACAACAGAACUUAGUACAGAAUAAUGUGUAAAGAAAUUGAUUUCGAUGAUCAAACAGUUAUUUUUUAUACUUAUCUGACAAAGCUUUCCUCGAGUACUAGGCAAUGUGAUAUUUUAUUCUUUCUGAUUGUAUGAUAAUGUAUAGUAUUGUAUUUAUCGUUAUAAAUUAUACGUAUAUUGUUGAUGAUUUCCGCGUGUACUACAGAAAUGACGGACGUGUAUAAUUUACGCACUUUCAGUAAUAAAACUAUAGACUUCCUCUCA
Messenger RNA from Diachasma alloeum, 2325 nucleotides. RefSeq names its product proto-oncogene c-Rel. NCBI's taxonomy places the organism in Eukaryota, Metazoa, Arthropoda, Insecta, Hymenoptera, Braconidae. Gene Ontology annotation, cellular component: cytoplasm. The transcript is spliced from 5 exons. Gene Ontology annotation, molecular function: DNA binding; DNA-binding transcription factor activity. Gene Ontology annotation, biological process: canonical NF-kappaB signal transduction; cellular response to stress; inflammatory response. Bases 120 to 2093 code for a protein of 657 amino acids. The record is from RefSeq and is a predicted model, not a curated record.